AUGAAGGAGAAUGAGUCCAUAAUAGAUUAUUUUACUCGAGCAUUGGCAGUGGUGAAUCAGAUGAAGCGGCUCAAUGAAAAGAUGGAAGAUGUAAGAGUAAUAGAUAAGAUUUUGCGCUCUCUUAACGCAAAAUUCACUUAUGUGGUGGUGGCGAUUGAAGAAUCGAAGGACAUAGAGUCUAUAACCAUCGACGAGUUACAUGGAUCGUUGUUAGCCUAUGAAGAGAGAAUGAAGAGGACCCAACAAGAACCAAUGGAGCAAGUUUUGCAAGCAAAAUUUUCCUUUAAUCCUAAGGGAAAUAACAAAGGAGGAAGAGGCCGAGGUCGUGGUAGAAGCCGAGGUUGUGGAUGA
Molecule: messenger RNA, 351 nt
Organism: Mangifera indica (mango)
Lineage: Eukaryota; Viridiplantae; Streptophyta; Magnoliopsida; Sapindales; Anacardiaceae
Exons: 1
Coding region: 1-351 (116 amino acids)
Source: RefSeq, a predicted model, not a curated record